AAGAAACAGAAAGGAAGCUCGAAGAACCACUGCUGGUGCCAUAAUUUCGACUGAUUCUAUUUCUACUUUUUCGAUAGGACGAGAACAAGAAGACGCACCCUGGGGCUCCACCGAGAGAGUGUUUUUCCUGCAUUGAUUCUAGGCUUAGAAGUCGGUACCUGAUCCUAAGAAGAUGUUGUUCGCUCGACUUGCUCUUUCAUCUCUCGUCGUUGCGCCCUUGACGGUGUCUGCUGGAACCAAUGAAGUUGGUAAGAAGUUCAUGGAGGAAAAUGCCAAAAAACUUGGAGUUGUAACUUUGCCGAGUGGUCUACAGUACAAGGUGCUGCGUGAAGGUAAGGGAAGGCUCGCCCCGAAGAAAGAUACGCCUUGUGAAUGCCACUAUGCAGGCACCACCCCGACGCUGACUCCGGAUGCGAUCGAUAAUUAUGGCUGCUCCUGAUGAAAAUACUUAACUUGUAGCUAGCAAGAGCAUGGCUUUAUGGUAGAUUUUCAGAUGCUUUCUUGAUCGACAUGUUGAAUGAAUUUUGCCCGUGAAGAUGAUAGAUUAAGAUCGUCAUGUAGUCUACUCUCUCUUCAUUUUUGAGACGAAAAGGACUGGGAUGAGUUCGACUCGAGUUACAAACGUGGAGAGCCGACCACCUUCGCGCCGAGUCAGGUCAUUGCUGGCUGGACUGAGGCUAUGCAGCUGAUGAAAGAAGGGGACAAAUGGGAAAUGUACAUCCCGUCGGAGUUAUGAUUCUGAUCUUCAUUCUCAUAGACAAUAGUUAUAGUCCCCUCCUGACAACCACAACCACCAGGUGUAUAUCUCCUCGUGACAAUCACGUAGUUGUUUCUUCUGUUGCACAUUGGAAAAGCAAAUUUUGUUCUGAUUUUUUCCCGAUUUUACUGCUGUCAAACUUACGACUUCAACGUGCACGAUGAUGAACGUAAGGAGUUUCGAUUGAACGAAAGCUCAUGCUGGAUAGAUUACUUUCUGUUUCUCCCCUCGUUUUCAUGCUCCCUCGGCUACGGUGACAACGGCAGUGGUGCGAAGAUCAAGGGUGGUGACGUAUUGAUCUUUCGCAUGGAGAUCCUGAAAAUCAAUGGGCCCACCAAGCGCCUUGUUACCUGCGACUACCCGACUGGAAAAAACUGUGACGCAGAUGAGAAGAUGACCUGGAAAAUUAUGAUGAAGCAAUACUCCUACUUCUCCUUCUCCUUGUUUUGUCUCGUAAACACUAGAUGAACACGAACGAAGUGAUAAAGGAUUUUCGCAACUGUAUGUUAUGAUGGACGAUGAAGUGAUGCUGUGGUCAUCUUCUGUACAACGGUUCUGUGGUUGUAUCGUGAAUCUGAUGUCAACCUCUAAUGCCCCCUAUUCCGACACUCCGAUUGAAGUUCUGCAGACCGAGAUUGAUAUCAUGAGCGGAAAGACGAAGCAGACUAUGAAGAAGGGUAUGCGUGAGCCCAUCAUGCGCGAAGUCAAACUGCUGAAGGGCGUCAUGAAGGCGAAGAAGAAACUCGCGAAGGCGCAGAAGGCAGCGGCGAGUAAGGACGCGGAUCUCUAAGAACGUGCUCCCUAGUCAUGAUGAAAAGAAGUAUAGAAAGACUUGGAAGAUGAACAUGUUCUUGUCAUGAUAGGUGUAGUUGAGGUCGUCUCGCUCGUUGGGAAGUCCACCUCUUCUAUGUAUACCUCAAAUAUUUUUUUUACCCAGGAUGAUUUUUGACGUACUCGAUGUGGAGGCAUUGUCUUUUCUUCUAGUUCGUCCAAACAUCAGGGAAGAUCUAAGUACAACUACCUCCUUUUUUAUUCAUCGGAUUGAAAAAUUGAAAUUUCGAGCAUCUUUCUCCAAAGAUAAAAAAGGACUAAAUACUGCGUCAAUUAUGGAGAAGUAUUUAUCCAAGAUGCACAUGAUGAAAAAGUUUAGGUUCGUUACUCAUACUCAUUACUCGUGGUGAUCUUAAAUGAUACAAGAACAGACGCGUUCUGUAUCCUUUCAGAUGAAUUAAUCUUCAUUCCUACCUCUACGAAAAGACCGCAUAAGAAUCUUACUCGCACGUUCGUUUUGAUGAAUAAAAGAUCAUUGCGUCACGGGGCCCAGGAACAUAUGUGGACUAAAGGGUCGAAGAACGCCGAGAAUAGUUGCCACCACCUUUCGCUUUCGGUUGGUUUCAAUUUUUGGUUGUGAGCACUUGCACGAAUGUCUCGUCUCCUUCACCUUGUCCUUAUAUUAUACGUACAAGUAGAAGUAGUUGUAGGCCGCAGCUUGCUGUUCCUGCUCCGACGAGUGUUGCACCCUCAACACGACACCCCAAAAACUACCUUCCUAAUCUCAAAAACCUUCCCAACACGUAAAGCAGAUUUACUUUGAACUUUCGGGUCUCGACCACUCACAUCUAUCCAUGUGACAAUGGUCUCAGCCUUUGCUUGUGGAGUCUAAUAAACG
Messenger RNA from Amoebophrya sp. A25, 2426 nucleotides. The record is from the annotation of a GenBank genome assembly. NCBI's taxonomy places the organism in Eukaryota, Dinophyceae, Syndiniales, Amoebophryaceae.